AUGGAUCACAGUAUAUCAUUAAACUUCAAUCAAUUGAGCCAGGAUCACAUAACAAAAUUGAAGGAUGCGUUUCAGAUGAUAGAUGGGGAUGGAGAUGGUAUAAUCUCAAAGACUGAUCUGCAAGAGAUGUUAGGAUCUAUGGGGAAGCUAAAUUCAGCUGAAGUCAUUGAACAGAUGUUAGGCCGUAAAGGUAAUUCGGCAGAUGGAAUGAGUUUCCCAGAAUUUCUAUCCGUGAUGAGUGAUCUAAGUGGGGAAUUCCCUGAGGAGGAUGAACUUAAACAAUGUUUAAAGAAUUUAGCAGAGGAACAGAGCAGUUUAAAUGUUCCUUUGGAUGAUCUGAUACAAUCUUUAAAGGAUGCAGGGUUUUCGAAUCCAGAAGAACAAUUCGGCAAGAUUUUCAAGACAUUCAGUUCUACACAAAAGACUACAUCUACAAAGAUAUUUAAAGGAGAUAGUUUCUUAGCAACUAUAUCAGAUGAUUAA
Maudiozyma barnettii is the source of this 483-nucleotide messenger RNA. It is a transcript of the gene MLC2, whose product is annotated as Mlc2p. The record is from RefSeq and is a predicted model, not a curated record. Gene Ontology annotation, molecular function: myosin heavy chain binding; calcium ion binding; cytoskeletal motor regulator activity. Gene Ontology annotation, biological process: actomyosin structure organization; mitotic cytokinesis. The transcript has a single exon. Bases 1 to 483 code for a protein of 160 amino acids. Gene Ontology annotation, cellular component: myosin II complex; cytoplasm. NCBI's taxonomy places the organism in Eukaryota, Fungi, Ascomycota, Saccharomycetes, Saccharomycetales, Saccharomycetaceae.